GAGCCAACGAAGAAACGGUGACACUUUGUCCAAAGAGAGUUCGGAUUGUACUAGUAUACAAAUUUGUAUUGCAACACCUCAAACGAAAUGGCAGACUCUUCAAUCGUUUUCAUCACGGGCGGCAACACUGGCAUUGGGUACGAGACCGUAAAGGCUCUAUAUGCUUCGCCACAACCACACACCAUCCUGAUGGGUAGUCGCUCUCUCGAAAAGGCCAAUGAUGCCAUCUCCAAGCUCAAAGGUGAAGUCUCAGAGUCCAAGUCAGAUGUCGUCCCCGUUCAGAUCGACAUCGAGGACGAUGCGUCGAUCGAAAACGCAUUCAAGAACAUCGAGAGCAAGUAUGGUCACCUUGACUCGCUGAUCAACAAUGCCGGCGGGUCUUUUGAUGGCAUUAUGCGCAACGACCCUAGCCCCAAAGGCAUUCGCGCAGCUUGGGACAGAAGCUACUCCCUUAACGUCACUUCCACCCAAGUAGUGACCCAUGUUUUUGCACCCCUGUUGAUAGCCUCCAAACACCCUAGGCUCCUCUUCGUGACUUCUGGUCUGUCUUCCCUCGAAACCUCUUCCAGCAGCUUUAAUUCCAAGCUCAUGAACGCACCACCACCAACGGGUUGGCCCAAGCCACCAUCCAUGGCUCAGACAGCUUAUCGCUCCAGCAAGGCUGGGAUGAACAUGAUGAUGCUAGACUGGACACAAAGUCUUAGCGUCGAUGGUGUCAAGGUCUUUGGCAUCAGCCCCGGAUUUCUGGCUACGGGAUUGGGAGGCAUGGGGCCAGAAAUGUUGAAGAAAUGGGGCGCAGGCGACCCGAGUAUUGGAGGCGUCUUCAUCAAGGACGUUGUCGAAGGAAAGAGGGACGAGGAUAGCGGGAAGGUUAUCAACAAGGAUGGUGUGCAGCCUUGGUAGAUGCGUUACCCAUGGCGUGACCGACGAGCGGUCGUCGUAUCACACCUGCGAGAUCCUCUGUUCUUGGUGUUGGUUUCUGUUUGAACACUUUAUAACGAUUGAACGAGGCAAAGUCUCCCACACCAGAAUUGUUAUCGUGCAAACACCCCUCCAACAGCUGAGCAAUGCCGAGCCGACCCUUCGUGCCCACGUAGCUACUUGGUUGGUCUACAUGUCUCGGCAUAGCUAAAAGUACUGUGCAUGAUGCUGCAUAUCAUGGGAAGGCUGAGCUAUCUUUUUAGUAAUGCUCCGGCUUCCGAGAGGCUUGAAAGCUGAAACCCUAGGAGCUGGGACUUGAUAUAUAUCUGCCAUUCUGAACUCCCAAGAGU
Alternaria rosae is the source of this 1271-nucleotide messenger RNA. RefSeq lists its product as uncharacterized. Lineage: Eukaryota; Fungi; Ascomycota; Dothideomycetes; Pleosporales; Pleosporaceae. The transcript is spliced from 2 exons. The record is from RefSeq and is a predicted model, not a curated record. The coding region runs from base 88 to 903 and encodes 271 amino acids.